AAUAAUAUGCUCAGUGUUUAAUGUUAGAUUAAAAUUACAUUGAUUUAAUAUACUGUAAAUUCAUUGUUUUUUGGUGUUUAAAAUACUGUGUAAAGGGUGGCACGCAUCUCGCGAGAAUGUUUGGCGGAUAUGAGAUCUGUGUUUACUUUAGUAGCAGGCUAGCUAAUAUCUCGAGACUCUGCUAGCUCACAAGAAAUACAAGCACCGACGUCUGCAGUACAUACGGACUGUAAAAAGGAACUUUCAAAGACUCAAGAACCUCUUUCCUCAACAAGCAGCCAACGAGUUCUCACGGCGUGACUAAGUUACUGUGUGGCACCCAAGCUAAAAGACGUGUCCAAUAAAGAAACGCCCGUUUGGAAGAACUGACCUGCGUCUGUGUUGUUGUGGAGAGAGCUAUAGUGAGAACUCGUCUGCUCAUCGCGGGUAGAAGGAGACUACGGGACCGCCGCGGGGAAAACCGCUGGGAGCAACGCGACGAAGAUCCAGCACUUCAGAUAAGCCAAGCCACUGUGUGCUGUCCGCAUACUGACUGCAAGCUACGGUGAUUAGACUGAGUUAAAAUCGCUGACUUUCAAGCUAAAGCCAAGAAGUACUCUGCCACAUCCGUUAAGUUAAGGUGGUUUGAGAAGCAGUUGAACUUGAAAAUUGCAACUAAGGACUCAAGUCUAUUAUUAUUACAUACUGUGCUUAAUCUGCAUGUAUGGGAAACGUUUAAUGUGCUGGUGCAUUCUUUACAUAUCUCAAGGUUAAAGGGGAACUUCACCUCCUAAGCAAGCUUGAAGAAGCAAGUUAAUAAGCUUAGUAGUGAUUUAAGAAAAUCAAAUAAUAAGCUCAAAUUAAGAAUCUUUAAGGUUGUGUGUCAUAUACGAAAUAAUUGAGUUUAAAUGAACAGUACUAAGUGAAGUUUAAAUGGGGCAUCAGAUUAUGUGAAAACUUUUUGUGUAAAGGACAAGUAAUUGAAUGCAUUUCUAGAUAUAUAUUCUAGAUAUAUUCUCUGAACACAAUUACUGAUUAUAUAAGCAUUUACAUUUCAUACUUGUAUAUUGAGCAAAGUAGUUCUCAGUCUUAUUUGUUUUAAAAUUUAACUCAUACAUUUAAGAGCUGAAAGUUAUCUUCCAACAGAUCUAAAAUCCACACACAGGAACACUGUAUUUUACAGUUACACAUAGCCUAACACAAAAUCAUUUCAAGCUAAUUCACAUCACAUGCAUUACAUAACCAUUUAAGUUUCUCAAGAUGUCUAGCACAAGUACUGAGACCUGCUGUAAACAGGUUCAUCCUGAAGCUACAGAUACUGAGUCUGCAGAAGAAGUAGAAAGGCUACGAAGAAGCGAAAGAACACGAACUUUGACAGAAAAAGGAAAAGAACUUAAAGAAGAACAGCUGAAGACUGUACAACGUCGGUACCGAAUGAUUUUUGAGAAAUGGAAGUAUUAUGCAAGAAUAAGCAAGGAAAUACUCACAGAUGAAGCCUCUGAAGAGGAAUUGAGUGAAUUAAUUGAGAACAUUAAAGGUACCUGUUCUGAUGUGAAGGUAGUUUAUGAAGACAUACGUCGAGUGCAGACUCCUGAAACAGAUCUGCGGCGCAAGGUUGACGCAUGUAUUGCACUUUCUGAGUUUAUCGUUCGAAAGGCAGGGCGACUGAUUGAAGGGCACACAACUGAAGAAGAAUCUUGGCCUGAUGUUGGUUCGAUUCUAGACUCAACAGGUUCUAUAUCAAGACCACUGUCUCAUCAAUCAAAAUUUGGUUCUGCCCACUCAAGCAUUCACUCAGUUAAGAGAAAGGAGGCAGUGGCAGAAGCUGCUGCAUCCAAGGAAGUAUUGGCUGUGCUGGAUGAACAGGAAAGAGAAGUAAUGGAACUUCAGAAGUUAGAGGCUGAAAGUAAACAGCGACUGGCACAAUUUGAAUCUGAGAAUCUAGCUAGACAACAAGCAAUGCAAGACAAACGUAGAAAGCUUGAACGCCUGGAAGAAGUAAAGAAGUUGAAUGCUGCUAGAGCUCGAGUAAAGAUCUACGAUCAAGAUGAAGAAAAGCUUGAUGUAGUUGACUCAGUUCUUAAUGUUGAAAUAGCAGAAGAAUCCCCAGUUCUCGAAUACACAGGUCCACAUUCUUUGCCAGUCACAACUCAAGCUCUGAAUGCCUCAAGUUCUCCAUUCUUUCCACAUUCUCUACAAUAUGCUAGUCAAGCUCCUGUUCCCCAAGGCCUGCAGUUCGUAUCUCAAGCUCCGCCAGCUUCAGUGGCUGUGCCUCACGUGCAAAGCAGCUGUGAUUUGGUAAAUGUGUUAGCAGAAGCUAUAAGUGCUAAUCGUCUUCCAACACCAGAACCUGCUUUAUUCUUUGGAGAUCCUUUGAAAUUCAAAGAUUGGCAACUGUCUUUUGAAACAUUAAUAGACAGAAAGAACAUUCCAAAGAAUGAAAAACUGUACUACCUAAGAAAAUACGUAGGUGGUGCUGCGAAGAAAGCUGUUGAAGGAUUCUUUUUACUUGGCACUGAAGCAGCAUACAACUCAGCCUGGCAGUUGCUGGAAAAACGUUUUGGAGACCCAUUUAUAAUUGGAAAGUCCUUUAGAGACAAGCUGCAUGGAUGGCCAAAGAUAAGCUCUAAAGAUGGUGGCGAACUAAGAGAAUUUGCAGAUUUCCUUAAGAGCUGCGAGGCAGCAAUGCCUCACCUUAAGACAUUAGAAGUUCUCAACGACAGCUGUGAGAGUCAAAAAAUUCUGAGAAAAUUGCCUGAUUGGUUGGUUUCCAGAUGGAACCGCAAAGUACAAGACUUUCGACAAGCAAAUCCUGGAUACCCACCAUUUAAAAUGUUUGUAGACUUCAUAGCAAAGGAAGCAGAUCUCGCUUGUGAUCCCAUAUCCUCAGUACAAGCACUUAGGAGUGUAGAGUGCGAGAAACCAAGGCAUCUUAAAUCCCAAACUGUUCAAGCAAAGACACUGUCCACAAAUGUAGCAAGAAGCAGCAUCCCAUUAUGCACCUUCUGCAAAAGAACAGGACAUGUUCUUGACAAGUGCAGAAAGUUUUGUGAGAAGACAGUUGAAGAUCGUGUUAAGUUUGUACGUGCAGAGAAGCUUUGCUUUGGAUGUUUGAAGACUGGGCAUCAUUCAAGAAGCUGUGAAAAUAAGAACACAUGUGAUAAGUGUCAGAAGAGACACCCAACAUGCUUGCACGAGGACAAGUUCAAGGAACAUCCAAGGUCUACACUCUCUAAGAUACCUACCAGCUUAAACGACAAGGUAUACAACAAAGACAUGGUGGCAACAGCAACUACAAAUACAGUCACACAAGAAGGCCUAUGCACACAAACGUCUUCAAUCAUACCUGUCUGGGUCUCAUCCACAAAGCAGCCAAGUCAAGAAAUCCUAGUCUAUGCACUUUUAGACACGCAGAGUGAUACAACCUUUAUCUUAGAUGAAGUAGCACAAGACCUUGACACAAAUAAGGAAGAUGUUAGUUUGCAGCUAUGCACAAUGUCUGCGAAGUCAACAGUCAUACCCUGCCAAAGACUAACAAAUCUACAAGUCCGAGGAUACAACUCAGAGAAGAGAAUUUCACUGCCAAAGGUUUUCACGCGAGAGUUUAUUCCAGCAAACCGAUUGCAUAUUCCAACUUCUGAAACAGCUCUAAAAUGGUCUCAUUUGGAACAGUUGGCAGACAAGAUUCCACCACCACUGGAUUGCGAUGUAGGUCUUCUUAUUGGUUAUAACUGUCAACAAGCCCUUCUUCCUAGAGAGAUCUUGUCUGGAGAAGAAAAUCAGCCAUACGCACAGCGAACUGAUCUCGGCUGGAGUAUCAUAGGUUGCUCUAAUCCAGCAAGUGACUAUGACGAUGCAGUAGGAAUCAGUCACAGAAUCAUAGUGAGACAAGUGACACCUGCUUUGCAGCCAUCAAUUGAGCUAAGGAAAGAAGUACACUUUGUGUGCAAAACUCAUGUAAAGGAAAUUAUUUCAAGAGAUGUAAUCAAAGCUCUCGAAUCUGAUUUUAUAGAGCACACUACAGAUGACAACUCAGUCUCACAGGAAGAUCUUAUCUUUUAG
Astyanax mexicanus (Mexican tetra) is the source of this 4041-nucleotide messenger RNA. RefSeq lists its product as uncharacterized. The transcript has 2 exons. Lineage: Eukaryota; Metazoa; Chordata; Actinopteri; Characiformes; Acestrorhamphidae. Gene Ontology annotation, molecular function: nucleic acid binding; zinc ion binding. The coding region runs from base 1240 to 4041 and encodes 933 amino acids. The record is from RefSeq and is a predicted model, not a curated record.